UUAUACCAAAGAGAGAGAAGCUUGAUUUCAACUGCCCUUUUUUUGUCUACUUGGUUUUUCAGUGAAAAAAUUAUGGGACAGAUUAGUAAGAUAUUGCAUGAAUUAAAGCCGGCCAUGCUGAUGGUGGUGGUUCAAGUAGUAUCCGCGGGGCUUAAUGUGCUUUACAAAUUGGCAGCAAACGAUGGGAUGAACUUGCGAGUCGUCGUGGCUUAUAGAAUGUUAUUCGCCACUGCUUUCAUGGUUCCCCUUGCGCUCAUCGUUGAAAGGAAGAGGCCAAAAAUGACAUGGACUAUAUUUUUUCAAGCAUCUCUCUGUGCGUUGCUAGGGGGUUCACUAGCUCAGAACUUGUACAUAGAAAGCCUGGCCUUAACAUCAGCAACAUUUGUUUGUGCCAUGGUUAAUGUCACUCCUGCCGUAACUUUCAUUAUUGCCAUCACUCUUGGAUUGGAAAAGCUAGCAUUGAGGACAAUGGCAGGGAAGGCAAAGGUAUUGGGAACUGCACUUGGAAUAGGUGGGGCAAUGAUACUCACUUUUUACAAAGGAUUCCAAUUCAAUAUAUCAACCCAUAUUAACCUUCUUCCUCAUAAGCACAAUGCCUCUAACUCGUCAAAUGCUACUCAUUAUCUAUUGGGCGCUUUCUUGGCCUUUGUCUGCUGCAUUUGUUAUGCUCUUUGGAUGAACAUUCAGGCAAAGAUGGGUGAGAAAUACCCGUAUUAUUACUCGAGCACCGCGUUGAUAAGCUUGAUCGGAACCGUACAAGCAGUUGCGUUUGCAUUGUGCGUGGAAAGAGACAUGAGUCAGUGGAGAUUAGGGUGGAAUAUAAGGCUUCUCACCGUUGCUUACGCGGGAGUUUUUGGAAUGGGACUGACGUUUUGGUUGAUAGCUUGGUGCGUGGGGAUAAAAGGCCCACUUUAUACAUCUAUUUUCAGCCCCUUGACACUCGUCUUAGUAGCCAUUGCAGGCUCCUUGUUUCUCCAAGAAAAACUCUAUCUGGGAAGCAUAGUUGGAGCAGUGCUAAUUGUGGUGGCACUUUAUGUGGUGUUGUGGGGGAAAAGCAAGGAGAUGAAGAAGAUUAGUCCAUCAAUUAGUUCUCCAAAAAAUAAAGAUAUGGAGGUUGCUGUUACUUCUUUUGACGACAACACUUCCAUUGUUAACAACGAUCACAGUAUUUUCGUUGGUAAAGAUUCACCAAUGAAAUAGGAAAGAAAUGAGGGAAAAUAAGAAGGGAAA
Hibiscus syriacus is the source of this 1230-nucleotide messenger RNA. RefSeq names its product WAT1-related protein At1g68170-like. The record is from RefSeq and is a predicted model, not a curated record. The coding region runs from base 73 to 1200 and encodes 375 amino acids. Gene Ontology annotation, cellular component: plasma membrane. Gene Ontology annotation, molecular function: transmembrane transporter activity. Lineage: Eukaryota; Viridiplantae; Streptophyta; Magnoliopsida; Malvales; Malvaceae. The transcript has 8 exons.